Molecule: messenger RNA, 1286 nt
Organism: Fusarium verticillioides 7600
Lineage: Eukaryota; Fungi; Ascomycota; Sordariomycetes; Hypocreales; Nectriaceae
Exons: 3
Coding region: 572-1072 (166 amino acids)
Source: RefSeq, a predicted model, not a curated record
CAACAACCCUGCUACUGUCAGCCUGUGAAACUUGAGGAGUCGAGCGUAACGUAACUCUGCCACAGAGAUCGUCGCGUCUACGCACGAUAAAGGCACUGGCAGUGGCUAUCGCCCCUUUCUUGUCUUGCCUUUGUGCACUGGAGCGCCCGCUUAAAACGAAACCGAAGGGGGAGGGGGAGAUCGUAUUUGUACGACAGGGCCUUUAUGUGAAAACCAACCUUCUCCCUUUGGAAUUCUCAACAUAUCCUCCUAGUAAACUCCUUCUAGUCUAUUUCUUUCUCGACCCUUCAUCUUCUUAUUCCCUGGGGCCGUUCUCUUCAUUCCACAAAGACAAGUGCUGACUUUGACAUCCAUUCAUUCAUUUAUCCCUGUGAUUGGGGGUUGUUUACGCAUCCUUCGGGCACCUGGCACCUUGGCAACUGUGAACUUUAGUGGAGGAGAACACUUCCAAUCACCUGUACGGACCUCGGAGUACCGUUCAGCGUACCUCGUACUCGGCUGUUCCCAUCCAUCUCAAAACCAACAAACACGCGCACCAGCCUAUUCUAAAGAACGAUCUCUUAUCGCCAAUAUGGCGAGUUUUGUGAGGUAUGCGCUUGAGCGUAGGGACGAUGAGACUUCCGAGUACUUCACCGAUGAUGACGAUGUCUAUUGGUGGUAUAGCAGAGAGGGAUAUAUCGUCAAAUGGACCAUCCUCGCCGUGAUCGUACUUCUUUUUACACUCUGGAUCGUCGGAGGAUACUGGCAUGCAAAGAAGAGAAUCCAAAAGGGUUUACGACCACUAGCAUAUCAUAGAUGUUUUGUUAGUAGGCGCAUGAUGGCUCAGGUCGAUCCCCGUUACGCAUAUCCUCCUAACGGAUACUACUACGCUCCUCCUGGAAACUACGCCCAGCCUGGCGGAUAUCCCAUGCAUAACAUGCCUCCUCCACCAGUCUACGACCCAUCACGACCUCCCAUGUACGAAGAGCCCCCGAAUGCCUCAAAGAUCGACCCGGCGCAGGGACAGCAGAGACAGGCCGAUGGACCGGCAGACUAUUAUGCCCCUCCAACAGGACCUCCGCCUCCCCGAUAAACGAUGUUAGGCGCUGGAAGGGUUCGGUCAAGAGGCAUAUAUGCAUGGAUGAUUGAUUCUUGAACCAUGUAACGGUUCAGAAGUCGCUGGGCGGCCAUGUGAGAAAGCAUGAAAUUGAAGGUCAAUCAAUGAAUGUAGCUAGCAUAGAAAUACAAGCAAAUGCCGGCGUUCAAGCGCCAGGCUCUCUUUUCCAAUUCGCAGUAAACCAACUCCA